Quercus robur (English oak) is the source of this 1379-nucleotide messenger RNA. RefSeq names its product UPF0481 protein At3g47200-like. The record is from RefSeq and is a predicted model, not a curated record. The coding region runs from base 78 to 1379 and encodes 433 amino acids. The transcript has 3 exons. NCBI's taxonomy places the organism in Eukaryota, Viridiplantae, Streptophyta, Magnoliopsida, Fagales, Fagaceae.
UUUCCCACAGAUUGCAUCUCGGUCCGGAACUCCAACCUUUCCCUUGGCUGCUAGUGCAGUAGUGCUACGCAAACAAUAUGUCAAAUGAGAUAGGAAGCUCUUCAACUACAAAGGGAAGUGGAGAUUUGGCACUUGACGUCACAGCCAUGUUUGAAAGUUCGAAGCAACAAUUCUCAACUGGGGGUUUGAUCAGCGUUCCAGAUCACCUUCGCAAACUGGAUGAGCAAGCCUUCACUCCUCUGCUUAUUUCAAUUGGCCCUAUUCACCGCUCCAAUCCAAAAUUACAAACCAUGAAAAAGUGUAAAGUACAGUUUUGUGAGUGUUUCAUUCAACGGGCUAAUAUAAAGUUGCGGAAUUUAGUACACACAAUAAGAGAUAAGGAAGAAGAAAUUCGCUCUUACUAUGCAGAGACUGUUGUGUCCAGCAUAAGCAAUGAUGAUUUUGUGAAAAUGAUCCUGGUGGAUGGGAUGUUCAUUCUUGAGUUUUUGAUACAAUCUUACCUAAUUCGAGGAGGGGACGAUCCUACAAUCAGAAUUCCAAAAUGGAUGCAUCCAAUUUUGCGAUUUGACUUGGUAUUACUUGAAAAUCAACUUCCUUUUUUUGUUUUAGAGAUGCUAUUCAAGCAAGCAAACUUUCCGACUGAAUUAGGGUCAAAAGACUCAGAACCCCUUUCUUUAAUGAAACUUGCUUUUUAUUUCUGUGCAUGUUACCGCGUUCAAAUGAUGCCCCCUUGGAUUUUUGAUACGCAGAUAGAACACUUAACAGAUCUGGUUAGAUUCUUUUAUGUAUGUGGAAAACAACAACAUAGAGGACCUAGAGGGGCUAAACUGUCAUACUCUGCAACCCAGCUGCAUGAGGCAGGGGUCAAGUUUAAGGUGGCGCCCGAAGAAUAUGGUGGACACUAUAGACACUUUCUUGACAUAAGGUUCGAUUUAAAGAAUGGAGUGUUGGAAAUCCCAUGCAUUGAGUUAAAUAAUGAGAAAAUACGUCUUAUUCGAAACAUUAUUGCAUUAGAGCAAUCCCAUUAUGUAGGGGCCGCAUAUGUUACAGAUUUCUUUAUCAUCUUGGAUAUCCUUAUCAAUACUUCCAAAGAUGUAGAUUUACUUUGUGAUAAGGGAAUCCUCGUUAAUUACCUUGGCGAUAGCAACACAGCAGCAUUAGCUGUCAACAAUCUUAACAACACUAUCUUAUGGGAUUAUAUGAACUCUGAUUACUUGAAAAUAUGUGAAGAUUUGAAUGCAUUCUAUACAGAACCUUGGCAUAAAUGGAAGGCAACAUCAAUGUUGUGGCGUCAAUAUUUUAGCACUCCUUGGAUAGCUACUUCUACCUGUGCUGCUAUUAUCCUUCUUGUGUUCACAGCCAUACAAACUGGAUCAUGA